Molecule: messenger RNA, 2566 nt
Organism: Dichomitus squalens LYAD-421 SS1
Lineage: Eukaryota; Fungi; Basidiomycota; Agaricomycetes; Polyporales; Polyporaceae
Product: trehalose synthase
Exons: 8
Coding region: 48-2249 (733 amino acids)
Molecular function (GO): glycosyltransferase activity
Source: RefSeq, a predicted model, not a curated record
CCCAUCUCUCCUUCUCUUCCGUGCGCCAUCCCUCGCAGCGUCCAGCCAUGUCUCCGCCCCACCAGUUCCAGUCCAAGCCCUCCGAUGUCAUCCGCCGCAGGCUCUCGAGCGUCGUCUCGGCCAACAGGCCGAACAUCCAGGCAUAUUCCAGCCUCACGCCGAUGUGGGCUGGUAUAGCCGGCACCGUGGUCAACAACAACAGCAGCUUUGAGAUCGCGAUCUCCAUCCACGACUCCGUCUACAACACCGACUUCGCCUCUUCGACCAUCCCGUACGAUCCCAAGGACCCGGAGGAGCAAGCGAGCAACAUCGAGAAGCAUGUCCUCGACGUUCUCCGCAAGUUCUCCACCGAGCACAUGUGCAAGUUCCUCGGUGCUGGUGUCACCGUCGCCCUGCUUCGAGAGGCACCGAACCUCUGCACGCGUCUUUGGCUAGAGACGGACAUCGUUCCUAUCGUCUUCAACAUCAAGCCCUACCACACAGACUCAAUUACUCGGCCCAACAUCAAGCACCGCAUCUCCUCGACGACCGGCUCCUAUGUCCCGUCCGGCGCGGAGACCCCCACGGUCUACUACGACCCGAAGCAGCUUCCGGGGAGUCAAACCAACCUCUCCGCUGGCGCGCAGAACAAGCUCCCGAUCCCGCGUACGGUGGAUGAGCAGGCGGACUCUGCGGCCCGCAAGUGCAUCAUGUACUUCGGUCCCGGCAACAACCCGCGUCUGUCUAUCGGCCCCCGCAACCAGGUCGCGGUCGAUGCUGGCGGCAAAAUCCACCUCAUCGACGAUAUCGACGUCUACCGCCAGUCGGUCGGCAAGGGGACGUGGAACUCUGUCAUCAAGCUCGCCGACGAGCUCCGCGAGAAGAAGAUCAAGAUGGGCUUCUUUUCCUCCACUCCUCAAGGAGGAGGAGUUGCAUUAAUGCGCCACGCGCUCAUCCGCUUCUUCAGCCUCCUCGAUGUCGACUGCGCAUGGUAUGUUCCCAACCCUUCGCCGAGCGUCUUCCGGACGACGAAGAACAACCACAACAUUCUCCAAGGCGUCGCAGAUCCUAGCCUCCGCUUGACGAAGGAGGCCAAGGACAACUUCGAUUCCUGGAUCCUCAAGAACGGUCUCCGAUGGACCGGCGAGGGUGGGCCCUUGGCUCCGGGUGGCGUCGACAUUGCUUUCAUCGAUGACCCGCAAAUGCCUGGACUUAUCCCGCUAAUCAAGCGCGUUCGCCCUGACCUGCCGAUCAUCUACCGCUCACACAUCGAGAUCCGAAGUGACCUCGUCCAUGUCGCCGGCUCGCCGCAAGAGGAGGUCUGGAAGUACCUCUGGAACAACAUCCAACACGCAGACCUGUUCAUCUCUCACCCGGUGAACAAGUUCGUGCCCAGCGACGUUCCGCCAGAGAAGCUCGCGCUCCUCGGAGCUGCAACCGACUGGCUCGAUGGCCUCAACAAGCACCUCGAAGACUGGGACUCGCAGUUUUACAUGGGCGAGUUCCGCUCGCUCUGCGUCAAGGAGAAGAUGACCGAGCUUGGCUGGCCCCUGCGCGACUACAUCGUCCAGAUCGCCCGUUUCGACCCGUCGAAGGGUAUCCCGAACGUCAUCGACUCAUACGCCCGCUUCCGCAAGCUCCUGAGCGAGAAGCAGCCCGACAUCGAGCCGCCGCAGAUGCUCAUCUGCGGUCACGGCGCAGUCGACGACCCCGACGCGAGCAUCAUCUACGACCAGACGAUGCAGCUCAUUCAUGGCAAGUACGCGGAGUACGCGAAGGACUUCGUCGUCAUGCGUUGCCCUCCGAGCGACCAGCUCCUGAACGCCCUUAUGGAGAACUCGAAGUUCGCCCUCCAGCUCUCGACCCGUGAGGGCUUCGAGGUCAAGGUCUCCGAGGCGCUCCACGCCGGCAAGCCGGUCAUCGCCUCCCGUACCGGCGGCAUCCCGCUGCAGAUCGUGCACGGCAAGAGCGGCUACCUGUGCGACCCGGGCGACAACGCGGCGGUCGCGCAGCACAUCUUCGACCUGUACACGAACGACGAGCUGUACGACGAGAUGUCCGAGUACGCGCGCACGCACGUCUCGGACGAGGUCGGCACGGUAGGCAACGCGGCGGCGUGGAUGUACCUCGCGGUGAUGUACGUGUCGCGCGGGGUGAAGCUCCAGCCGAAGGGCGCGUGGAUCAAUGAUCUGAUGCGCACGGAGUGCGGCGAGCCGUAUCAGCCUGACGAGCCGAGGCUCCCAAGGGCGAACUUGAACGUCCAGGGUUGAGCGUCGUCGUCUUCGUCGCCGAGUGGUGCUUUGGCGAUCCUUCCCAGUGACUGCCGCUUGCGAGUGUCAAAAGCAUACUAUUGUGGACGUUCUGGAUUGUAGGAUUGAUCUGGCUGAGUUGCUCCUGGCUGUGCUGUUGUUGUACGAAGAGUUUUGUGUCAGCUGUGCCGGUUUCGUGCUUGCGCUCGAUGUGUAUCACCCACCUGUACCGACCGUAGGUCGCCGUUACGUUGUAGAAAACUUGUAGAGUUAGAGAAUGAACAAAUCAAUCGAAUUGUCCACCGCUGAGCAAGCAUGCUUCAUCAGGUCCGGUGGCA